UAUAUACAUACCACACACGUCAUCGAUAUUGCUGUCUGCGAGAGAAAUUAGUCGAAAAAACACUUUGUUUAGUUUAAUCAAGAAAAUGAGUGUAUCUGUCACUCGCACAAUUCCUAAGAAAAAUGAUGCUAAUAAAGUUGCCAGACGGCAGCGAGUUUAUGACUACUUGUAUGAUCCAAUUCACACACUGUCAUCGGAGGUAGACCAUGCCAAGUCUAGUCUCAAGGCCUAUGCGUCUAAGGACCGAGUAAGAAAAGUGCCAGUGUUUGGGUCCAUGUUCAGCAACCUGCCCCACCACCCACGGUAUACUCUUCAGCUGGACCUUGUAGACCCAGUCCCGGCCUCUAUUGAUCGUUGCUGGCGAGGCCACAUAGAACAGCGCAAAGAGGCACUGCAGCAGUUGGCUGGGGUUAUUCCAAAUACUCAGCCGUGGCUGAAAAGGGAGGAGUGUCAUGUGACCGGAGCUGACCGCUGGAAAUACUUUAAACGCCCCCUAAUUCCAUUUGCACAGCAGAUUCCCCCGGAUGUGAUUUUUGCUUUUCCCAAGGAAGACUUUGAAUCCACUGGUGGAAAGAAUGCUGAGCAACUGCCCACCCACUUCACUGUGGGGGUCCAGACAGACUACAGGGAGAGUGAAACACAAACAGACCCGUACAGCCCUGAGUAUGUGGUACAGCCUGGGACGACUCCCUCAGAGCUCCUGACACUGGCAGCUUUGACUUGGGGUCGGGGUCUGCCUGCAGGCCUAGCAGAAGUGGAAAUGAUAGAGCGGGCACGUGCCAAACAGGUUUGGGAGGCCACCCUUCCUCCGCUGGAUGACCUGAGUCAGUUGGACAAAAGGAGGCGUAUGAUGGAGGAGAUGGAGGCCAAAGAGUGGGCUUUCAGAGAAGGAGAAAUCCAGAAGUUGCAAGAGACUCGUCUUGCUGUGCUGACAGACCUGCUGAGGCAGAGAGACGAGGCCCAGAAAGAAGUCACAAACAAGAGACUGAACCAGAUAUAUUCUAAGCUCCAAAAAGACAAGGAGACCAAGCUACACAAGAUCCACAAUGACUACGUGAGGUCACUGAGAAAACUGGAAGCUAAAAGGAGAAAUGAGAUGGGGAAGAUAGAGCGACUUGGCGUUGUCAAAGACUAUACAUACUACUCUUCUCAGAAAUAUGCUCCUCGGACCCGCACGGAUACUUUCAGCAACAGGAACACACUCAAUAAUGAGUUAAAAAGCCACUACUUGGACACAUACGAAGGCUUGCUAGAGCUAGAGGCAGGACUCUCUGCCUCAGUCCGCAAGCCAUGGGUGAAAAGCAACAAACCCAAAGUCAACACCAUCAAGGAUGUAGAGAAGCCCGCUGAGAGAAGAGAGAUAGAACUGAUGAAGAAAUACAGGGCCCUGAGAAAGGAGAAUGAGCAACUGACAGAGAAGUCCUCGCGUUUCCUUGUCAAGAAGGAGAAGCCUGUUCCUCGUCCUGCUACUCCCAAAGUGGAGGAGCCACCGGAGGGGGAUGAGGAGAUCGAGCUUGCAUCCAUCCAUUUGCAGAAACUACUGAGAGGAAGAAGUUUUCAAUACGAGGUGUUUAACGACAAGGAGAACCAUCUGGAGCUCAUCCAGGAACUGAGGACCAUUCACGCCCUGCAGAGGGAGGAGCAGGAGCUACAGAAAACUAACAAAAAUCUUGUAAUGACCCUGAAAAAACAGAGAGACAAACAUAGACAGAAGACCUCUCAAGAGGAGGCCUCUCAGGCCAGAAAGGUAGAUGGAGAGCUUGAGCACCUGUUCGACACCUUGUCCAAGGAGCUGAUUCGUCUCCAGGAAGAGCGCAGGAUUCACGCCUUUACACUACUGGCUGAGAGAGGCCGUCGCCUCCGUGAGGCUGAGGAGAGUGGAAGGAGACAGGUGGAGGAGCGCAGACGCAGAGAAGAAGAUGAUAUCUUCAAACAAGUGGUGCAGGUACACCAGGAAACUGUGGAUUUGUAUUUGGAGGACAUCAUCCUGGGGACCUUGGAGAGGACAGCUGACCAGCAGGCCAGAGAGGAGAUCCGCAGGAUGGCGAAGGAGGUCAACGACAUCGCUUACGCCAUGGAGGAAAGUCGGAACAAUCUUCAGUCGGAGGAGAUUGUGUCAGAGUUAGUGUACAGUUUCCUCAUCCCAGAAGUUGAGAAGAUCAGUGUCAGGCAAAGAGUGCACCAGAGGCAGCACAGACACUUGCGGGCAGCUCAUAGUAUCAUUCAGGGGACAGCAGAGCCACCUAGGAACCUUCCUAGUACACCGGGGGCCUCUCAGUCGACCUGUCCCUCUGAAAGAGCCUCCAACAAAAUCCUGGAGGAGACGAUCGGCCAAGUGGAGCAAGAGCAGGGAAAGGAAGCAGAGUAGCACCAAACUUCUCAAACUUAGAAAAGAGAGGGCUAGAAAUUCAAACUGUACUGAGGUGCAAUUCUGAUGUCUGAAUUUGUUGUUCACUCGUAUUAUUAAAGUAUAAGUUUCAUCAUCA
This is a messenger RNA of Thunnus maccoyii (southern bluefin tuna), 2486 nucleotides long. It is a transcript of the gene cfap91, whose product is annotated as cilia and flagella associated protein 91. The record is from RefSeq and is a predicted model, not a curated record. NCBI's taxonomy places the organism in Eukaryota, Metazoa, Chordata, Actinopteri, Scombriformes, Scombridae. Bases 86 to 2368 code for a protein of 760 amino acids. The transcript is spliced from 17 exons.